This is a messenger RNA of Sclerotinia borealis F-4128, 858 nucleotides long. NCBI's taxonomy places the organism in Eukaryota, Fungi, Ascomycota, Leotiomycetes, Helotiales, Sclerotiniaceae. The record is from the annotation of a GenBank genome assembly.
AUGGUUUAUGUACUUUACCACUAUGCACCGAGCAAAAUAGCUGCGAUAAUUGCAGCUGCUUUAUUUCUCGCUAGCACAAUAUACCAUCUUAUAACGAUGAUUCGAAAGAAAACCUAUUUCUACACAGCUAUGAUAUGUGGAGGUCUCAUGAUGACGGCUGGUUACGUCUUCCGAUAUCUCUCUGCAAAGAGCCCUUCAUCUAUACCGCUCUACUCUGGUCAAUCUAUCUUUAUUAUCCUUCCGCCAUCUCUGUAUGCAGCAACCAUAUACAUGAUCUACGGCCGUAUCGUCCUCUUCGUCAACGCUCCAUCUGCAUCCAUUAUUCCCGUUAAAUGGGUCACUAAAAUCUUCGUCGGUGGAGAUGUUAUCUCUUUUAUGAUGCAAGCUGGUGGUGGCAGUAUGAUGGCAACAGCUGGUAACAGCGCCCUCGGACAAAAAAUAAUCAUCGUCGGUCUUGUCGCACAGCUUGUAUUUUUCAGUCUCUUCCUCACCAUCGCCAUUACCUUCGAACGUCGCAUGCGAUCACACCCACGAUCAUUUGAUAUCCCAGCUCGCGGCAAGAAGACUUGGCAUCAAUUACUCAUGCUCUUGUUCGCGGCUGCAGUAUUGAUUAUCGCAAGAUGUCUUUACAGAGUGGUAGAGUUUUCUCAAGGUUCAACGGGGGCUUUGAUGAGCCAUGAGCUUUAUAUGUAUGUUGCGGAUACGGCGCCGAUGUUUCUGGUGCAGAUCAUGUUCCAUGUUGUGCAUGCCGGAAAUGUUUUUCCAGAUGGGGUAGAUCUCAAGAAAGCAGCUUUGAUGGAUGACAAUUAUAUUGGAUUGAGUGAUCGAGCUAUUUCGCCAAUGUAUAAUCGGGCAUGA